Molecule: messenger RNA, 2436 nt
Organism: Zychaea mexicana
Lineage: Eukaryota; Fungi; Mucoromycota; Mucoromycetes; Mucorales; Lichtheimiaceae
Exons: 2
Coding region: 67-2133 (688 amino acids)
Biological process (GO): ubiquitin-dependent endocytosis
Cellular component (GO): cytosol; cytoplasm; plasma membrane
Molecular function (GO): protein-macromolecule adaptor activity; ubiquitin protein ligase binding
Source: RefSeq, a predicted model, not a curated record
CGCUUUCCCCGCGUGUUUUACCCAGGUUUCUUUUCUUUUUCCACGUCCAUCUGCAUCAACCAGUUCAUGACGUUUACAAAGAAGAAUUGCUUGCGACUCGUCCUCGAUGAGCCAGUCUCCUUCCUUGGUAACACCAAUGGGACGAUCAUAGUACGCGGCGAGGUCAUUGUUCAUUUCAUCAACGACACGGCCAUCCAGGGCCCCAUUGAUCUAGUGUUUGAAGGUCUUCAGCGCUACUACCCAUGGAAAGAUAUCAUGGGCAUACGGCCACUGGGCAAGCCAAUUGACACAAAGCUGUACGUCAUUGAACUGUCGUUAUUACCACCCAACGCACAAGGUAUCAUGCCCAGCGGCAUCCAGCGCUUUCCAUUCGAAUUCACUCUGCCAGGCUCAUUACCCACCACCAUCAGCAUACCCGACCGUCUUGACAUUUCCUACAAGUUGACAGCCACCCUUCGCAAGUCCUCGGACGAAUCGUCAGUUUCCUUUCUUGACCGAUUUAAAAGAACUCAAAAGCUAGUCGCGACGGCAAGUUUACGACUUGUGCGCGCUAUAGAGCCCAUCCCUAGUUUAGUACCAUCGUCACAACAGCAACAGCAUUCUUUAAUACGACCAUUACCUCCACCAGCAGCAACAACAACAACAACCGUUACUACUAACACCAUAGCACAUCGCCAACCAUCAUCUUCAGAUCGACCACCAUUAAGCGCACCCUCAGCCGACGAAGAAAUCGAAUUAGGCCCUCACCGUCGAACAAGCUUGGAUCGAUACUUUGAUUUGGGACACGCACAAGACGACGGCACCCACCCUUCCUAUUUUGGACAAUUUCAUCUUGGCUUGGCGCUCGACGAGCAACACGACCGAUUAGCGUAUUCGAUGGCAGGCAGAACAGUCGACAACUGGGGUCAACCUGCGGAUGGAUUGGAAUAUGGAUUACGGUAUCGCUUGGGUAUUGAUCGUACGGCGAUUGCCAUUGGGACUAGUAUUGGUAUUGAAGUCUUGCUCGAGCCAUUGAUGGACAAUAUCAAAAUUCGUUCGAUCAUGACGCGCAUUUCUGAGACACGCGAGUAUACCAUGAAAGUACCUGGCGAUCAUGCAAGUGCGGGACAAAAAGGUCAGGCAGAAACUCGGAAGGAUGAAGAAACGUUAGCCAUGAUACUCAAGUGGGCGUACGGGUUUCCGACCGAACAUGAUGAAAGCAGCAGUUGCACAGACUCUUCCGACGAAGCAAUCCAAAAGAGAAAACAGAAGCAGAAACAAUGCGUGUUGAGCCGUCGAUAUCGCCACAACCGCAGCCACUGGUCAGACGAAUUACACAACAACCGUCGAUCGAUUGUCGAAAAAGGUAGCGGUGCUUGUCAACAGUCUGUAGGCGCGUUCGAUGUUCAUCCAUAUGACAGCUACAGCCAAGAAGUAGAGGAAGAAGAAGAAGAAGCACAAGAUCCACAAUCCGGCGAAUUGCUGAACCUCAAGUCAUUAGAUCAGCUUGUACAAGUUGGCGAGUAUUUUGAAGGCCGGUUCGUUAUGCCGGUGCCAACGUGCGCCCACUUUUUGCGACCGAGCAUGACACACGAAUCAAUCUCCAUUCGUCACUGGUUGGAUCUCAUUGUCGCCAUUGAAUGCAAUGGCAAGCUGCUCAAGGUGAAGUUGACCACGCCUGUGCGGUUACUCGAUUGUCGCUUGGUUGCCGCAGAUGACGAACGACAGACUAUUUUGCCGCCUCCUCCAAGCUAUGAGACGAUACAAGUCAAUGCCAGUAGUGGGUCGACAAAUGAAACCGAAUUCUGGGUCCAGCGCUGGCCGAUUACUCAGGACGCCGUGUGGGGCUCUUGUUCGCAAUGUCCUUGUCAAGCUAAGCGUCUAAAAAACCGUGCUGACAGCAAGAAGUCGGGGUCCAAUAACAACAACAGCAGUAGCAGCACUGGUAAAGCUGCGAGCAGCGGCAGUAUUAACAGCAGCAACAGCAUGUUGGAUGGUGUUAGUGGUAGUAGCAGCAGUGGAUCAAGCCCAUGGCGAGCAAACAUGUUCCCUUCUUCGGCCCCUACGAUAACUGCCCCUUCUCCUGCCAUCUCCAGCCCACCUCCAUGCAUGCAACCUGAAUGGGGUCCUCCACCUGCUUACACUGAGCAUUAGCAAGAAAAUAUACGCCUUUCCUUCCCGUGUCUUAUAUGCUCCUUAUUAUGGUUUUCCCUUCUUCUUAUUCUUCCUCUUCUACUACUUCUCCAUCCUAUUCCCACAGCUUCAUUUCUCCUUGUGUAUGUAUGUAUCCUUAAUUCUUCUCUGAAGUUCUCUUCCUCGUUCAUCCUGAUUUUUUCCUUUAGCAUUAUUCACCAUCAUAGAUAGAUAUCAGCAUAUUAAUAAUAAUAGUUCAUGUAAUUACAUAAUGAUUUAUACCAUCAUCAGUUAAUAAUAAAGAUCUUUUCAAGUCCAUUGACC